Molecule: messenger RNA, 652 nt
Organism: Erythranthe guttata (spotted monkey flower)
Lineage: Eukaryota; Viridiplantae; Streptophyta; Magnoliopsida; Lamiales; Phrymaceae
Molecular function (GO): zinc ion binding
Source: RefSeq, a predicted model, not a curated record
AGUAGUAGUAACAUUUGAGCGAGUAAGAAGGGACAAAUAUUGCACGUGUUCAAGAUUGAGCUGAAUCAUGAAACCUCACUGUGACAUCUGUUCUUCUCUAUGCCACGUUUUACCCUAUUUCCUGCAUUCCUCUCAACUAUAUAUAUAUAACAUAUACAAACUUGAUCCAAUCCAUUCAUCCAACUUCAACAAUUUUCAUAUAAUAUACUUUUUAGUACAAAGGGGUCAUUAAUUAUAAUGUCUGAUAUGAGAGGAAGUGCCGUGGUGUGCGACGACAGGUGCGGCUGUCCAUCGCCGUGCCCUGGUGGCAUCGGUUGCAGGUGUGCUUCGGGUGAGAUGGCGGCAAGUGGUGGAGAUAUGGAACACAAGCAGUGCCCUUGCGGCGAGCACUGCGGCUGCAACCCCUGCAACUGUUCCAAGACGGAGCAGACCACCAGUGGCGGCACCGGAAAAGCCUUCUGCAGGUGCGGUGCUGGUUGCACCUGUCCCACUUGCGCUGCUUAAUCAGCCGACCUCCACAACUCUCAGCUCUACUGCUGUACAAAAUAAUGUCUGCCUAGAUGCUUGUACUAGAGUAGUUAGUUAGUUAUGCUGCUGCUGCUGCUUUUAUUAGGCUUUUCGUUUUCUACGCCUUCAAUAAUGAAUUAGCAAA